GGGUUCGGCGACGCGGAGGUAGUGAGACUCUGGGCCGCGCGGCAGCCGAAGGGGCGCCCCGGCCGCCGCGGAGACGAUGGCGGAGGAAGAAGGACCAACUGUAGAACUGCGCCAAAGAAAAAAACCAAAGUCUUCAGAAAAUACGGAAUCUGCCAAAGAAGAGAAAAUCAAAGACACUCCAGUUCCUGAAAGAGCUCCAAAAUAUGUAUUAUUUCAACGCUUUGCAAAGUUUUUCAUUGGCUGUCUUGCAGCAGCUACUAGUGGUAUGAUGUAUGCUCUGUACUUAUCAGCAUACCAUGAACGGAAAUUCUGGUUUUCCAGCAGGCAGGAACUUGAACGGGAAAUCACCUUUCAGGGUGACAGUGCUAUCUAUUACUCCUAUUAUAAAGAUAUGUUAAAGGCACCUUCAUUUGAACGAGGUGUUUAUGAACUGACACACAAUAACAGAACUGUAUCUCUGAAGACUAUAAAUGCAGUGCAGCAAAUGUCUCUAUAUCCAGAGCUUAUCGCCAGUGUUUUAUAUCAAGCAACUGGUAGCAACGAAAUUAUUGAACCAGUGUAUUUUUACAUUGGCAUUGUUUUUGGAUUGCAAGGAAUUUAUGUGACUGCAUUAUUUGUUACGAGUUGGCUUAUGAGUGGAACAUGGCUAGCAGGAAUGCUUACUGUUGCAUGGUUCAUUAUUAAUAGGGUAGAUACAACAAGAAUCGAUUACUCCAUUCCUUUAAGAGAAAACUGGGCAUUACCCUAUUUUGCAUGUCAAGUUGCUGCACUUACAGGCUAUUUAAAAAGCAAUUUAAAUACUUACACAGAGAGGUUUUGCUACUUAUUGAUGAGUGCUUCCACUUACACUUUUAUGAUGAUGUGGGAAUACAGCCACUAUCUCCUGUUUCUCCAAGCAAUAUCUCUAUUCCUGCUAGAUAGCUUUUCACUGGAGCAAAGUGACAAGGUUCAUGAAGUUUAUAAAAUCUAUAUAUUUUCUCUGUUUCUGGGAUAUUUGCUACAGUUUGAGAAUCCAGCUUUAUUGGUGUCUCCUUUAUUGAGUUUGGUAGCAGCCUUAAUUCUUGUUAAGUGCCUUCAGCUGAAUGUGAAGAAAGGAACUUUUGUAGGUAAAUUGAUGAAAGUGAUUAAUUUUUACUUGGUGUGUACUCUCACAGUGACAUUCAAUAUUAUAAUGAAGAUGUUUGUCCCUCACAAAGAAAAUGGAUACAUGCUGAAAUUCCUUGAAGUAAAAUUUGGGUUAAACAUGACUAAGAAUUUUACAAUGAAUUGGCUGCUUUGUCAAGAAUCCCUGCAGGCACCAUCUCAAGAUUUCUUUUUGCGAUUGACCCAGUCUUCUUUAUUACCUUUCUAUAUUUUAGUGUUAAUUAUUUGUUUUUUUUCUAUGGUGCAAAUUAUUUUUAGAAGAAUUAAUGGGAAGUCAAUGAAAGAAACUGUUUCACUCGAAGAUGGACGAAUUGGAGGAAGGCCAGAAAUAAUUUAUCAUGUAAUUCACACUAUUUUAUUGGGUUCUCUUGCAAUGGUUAUAGAAGGCUUAAAAUACCUCUGGACUCCUUAUGUGUGUAUGUUAGCAGCAUUUGGUGUUUGUUCUCCUGAACUUUGGAUCACCCUUUUCAAGUGGCUUCGACUAAGAACUGUACAUCCAAUAUUGUUGGCUCUUAUUCUGAGCAUGGCUGUGCCUACUAUAAUAGGUUUCAGCUUAUGGAAGGAGUUUUUUCCACGAUUAAUGACAGAAUUAUCGGAACUACAGGAAUUCUAUGACCCAGAUACAGUGGAACUUAUGACCUGGAUAAAAAGGCAAGCUCCAGUCGCAGCUGUGUUUGCAGGGAGCCCCCAGUUAAUGGGUGCGAUUAAAUUAUGCACUGGAUGGAUGGUGACAAGCUUGCCUCUUUACAAUGAUGAUGAUCUUCUCAAAAGGAAUGAAAAUAUUUAUCAAAUCUAUUCAAAGCGAUCUGCUGAGGAUAUUUAUAAAAUACUUACAUCAUACAAAGCUAAUUACUUAAUUGUAGAGGAUGCUAUCUGCAAUGAAGUGGGAACACUGAGAGGCUGUAGAGUUAAAGAUUUAUUAGACAUCGCAAAUGGACAUGUGGUUUGUGAAGAAGGUGACAAGUUGACGUACUCAAAAUACGGGCGAUUUUGUCAUGAGGUCAAAAUUAACUAUUCUCCGUAUGUGAAUUAUUUCACUAGAGUGUACUGGAACAGAUCCUACUUUGUCUAUAAAAUCAACACUGUGAUAUCCUUCCAAUCUUGAAAAGCAGAACCUUAAUUUCAAAGACUAAUACUAUAUGAAGUAAAAUGUGAUUUUCUUCUACUUAAACACAGUUCUUUUGCAGAUCAGAGAAUAGACAUUGGAAAGGUUAUGGCUGCCUUCUCCUAUUGCUGUUAACUGGAUCCAGAGUUCUGUGGGAAAUAAAAGAUCAAAUAUGCUGUUGUUUGAUAAAAUCUCAAGUCUACCACCCUGCAAUAUUCUAGCCAAAUGUCUUCCUUACUGUCACAUCAUCUUUAAAGGUUUAACUUCUAAAACUUUGUGAUUUUUCCCCAUCACACUUUAUUCUAUAAUAUAGAUCUUGAAUUUCAGUAUGUUUAAGGUCAAAGCAUAUACCUCAAACAUUGUAUUUAAUAAAUGCUUAAUGCAAUAUAAUUAUAUGAUAGAAGGAAAGAAUUAUUCUUACCCUCACACUAAUAUUUUAAGG
Molecule: messenger RNA, 2690 nt
Organism: Chrysochloris asiatica (Cape golden mole)
Lineage: Eukaryota; Metazoa; Chordata; Mammalia; Afrosoricida; Chrysochloridae
Gene: DPY19L4
Product: dpy-19-like 4 (C. elegans)
Exons: 19
Coding region: 77-2248 (723 amino acids)
Cellular component (GO): nuclear inner membrane
Molecular function (GO): mannosyltransferase activity
Source: RefSeq, a predicted model, not a curated record